CUCCUAACGAUAUUAAAAACAACACAGAGAGAAUACCCUGUACCCAGAGAGACGUGAGGGGAGAGUAACUCAGACACGGGACCGAGGACCGGUGAAAGAAAAAUGAACAACAUCAUGAAAGUAAUCUGGCUGUUUUUAAUUCUCUGUCACUUCAGCUGCCAUUCAUUUUCCUCUCAGGACUGUACCUGGGCAUCUGAGUUGACCUUUCAGGAUACAAAGAAUGCAAUUGAUAAAAUGAAUGAGAUAAAUGACUUGACCGGUAGAAUUGCAAAUUUGGAACAGCAGGUCGCUACUCUCCAAAAAUAUGUACCGCGCAUCAUUUUCCAUGCCAAAGUAUCCGAUGGCGUGAACCCACGUGGAGAAAGGCGCAUGGUCUAUGAUGCGGUUAUCGUGAACAAAGGUUCUGCCUACAACUCUGCAACUGGGGUCUUCACUGCCCCUUUAGCUGGGACCUACCUUUUCACCUACUCGCUGCUCGGGGGGCCAACCUCUGAGGUGCGCCUGGUAAAAAAUGAAGAAGACCUGAGUUACAUUCACACUAUCCUGAGCACAGGGGAAGCCCAAACAGGAUCUAUGCCAGUGAUACUGAACCUCGAAAGUGGUGACCAAAUCUGGGUCAAUCUCAUUGAGGGAAACACAUGGAGUGGACGAGGUGCCCUGAAUUUCCAGGGUAUCCUCCUGGAGGCCAGGUUGGAAUGAGCUCUGGGGCUUUGGCCAAAUUCAAUAACCUCUUCCCAAUAUGCCACUCCCCCCUCACUCCCCAUACCCUUUAAUAUCUUAACCAGUUUAAUCUCAGACUCCCCACAUGUGACCACUUUGGGUCCAUAUUUACAUUAUAUUCACCGAAUUAAUUAACAAGGUUAAGAAAGUCCCUUUGACACUAACAUGUGGCACAUUAGGAAGAUAUCUUAAUCAAAUCACUGCAUGCAAAUAGUAAUCAGUCACAGAACACGUUGUUGUACUUAGUUGGGUUACAGCUAAUGAAUGAAUAGUCAUAUUAGUAAACCUGGACUUUCAUUUGGAACUGUUCAAAUAAAGUUUGUGAAAUUGUU
Chiloscyllium plagiosum (whitespotted bambooshark) is the source of this 1052-nucleotide messenger RNA. RefSeq names its product complement C1q-like protein 4. The record is from RefSeq and is a predicted model, not a curated record. Lineage: Eukaryota; Metazoa; Chordata; Chondrichthyes; Orectolobiformes; Hemiscylliidae. Gene Ontology annotation, molecular function: protein binding.